CAAAGCAAAACGUUUGCGGCAGACAAAAGAUAAUAACUCAAAAGGCCGAAAGAUGAUAAAAAAACUGUUAUUUUUUUAAUUAAAAACAAAUAAGUGAAUAAAACUGAUUGAAGUGUAUUAAAAUAUCAAAAGACAAGAAAUUGUUAAGAAAGGUAGCCGUUUGCUUAAGUGAAACUAGUUUAUAAAGCGGCUCACACACAAACACUCACACACACACACACGUAAACUUCACUCAAAUUGAAACUGGACUCAACGCACGUCGCUUUCAACGCGAAGUCAACAAUUAAAAAAAAAACACAAAAAAGAAGCUUUGCCAAGAAGCUGGCAAACGAAAAAGUUAUGAAUCAUAGCACAGGUAACAACUGCAACGGUGCCUAAAAUAAAUCAGCUUCUUUGGUGCAUAUAAACGUUAUGUAAAACACAACAACAACAACAACAACAACAGUCAAAUUUAAAACAAAGAAAUUAAAAGAGAGCGCCAGAGGUGAUCUGAUGUCCGGCAGAGAAAUGCGCCCACUAUCGCUCUCCAUUGGAGCCUCGCUGCUGCCCAGCUUCUCGCUGGUGAGUGCCGCCAAUGGACGUGCAGCUGGCUCUGGCCAGGAUUGCCACGGCAAGCUCUGUCACGCGGUGAGCGAGUAUUGCUCCAUGUUCGUCGAGAGCUGCAUGCCGUGUGCCGACAUUUGUGAUGUUAGCUCGCAUAAUUACCAUGCGGACACCUGUGCCAAGGAGUGUUCAGCCUACAAAAGCUAUGAUCCUCUGGUAGCUGAUAUACAGAACCGUGUGCUGCCCAAGCUGGAUCAGAUUCGCAUUGUGUUGUUCAUCAUCCUUAUAUUAGUUUUCAUCAAUUAUAUGGUUAAGUUCCUGCGCUGGUUGGGCGUCAAGCGUUCGCUGCAGCGUUGCAUGAACCGGCUGCAGUCCAAGGCUCAGCCGAGCAAUGGGAAGGAGCUCAAUGGCAUGACCAUACAGAAUCCGAAUGCGUUCAACCGUGACAUUGAGCGGGCACCUUCGCAAAUCUACAGUGUAGCAGGCGCCGCCGAGGGCUCUGUAUUGACUAUGGCAACGCCGGUGAGCACGCGGUAUCCGGCUGAGAAUAGCACAACACCAACAACUGUGGUGACCGAAAUCGGCUAUGGACAUGGAUAUGAUAAUCAGGCGAUGGUCGUAACGCCCGUUACAGAGAAGGCCGUAACGGCCACUACGUCCACAACGGCGGGCUUUUAAGCACCGACAACAUUGCAUUACGAGAAACAGUGUGCAUCACAUUGAAACUAGUGAUAUUUUUUUAUUUCAUAAGCAUUAACAAAGUGACUUCUAAUGAUAUGGAAUUCCGCUGAAUGAAAAUACAUAGUAAUACAUACAUCUUUAUAUACACAUGAAAUCAUAUUAAAGAGUAAAUUCU
Molecule: messenger RNA, 1399 nt
Organism: Drosophila hydei
Lineage: Eukaryota; Metazoa; Arthropoda; Insecta; Diptera; Drosophilidae
Gene: grnd
Product: protein grindelwald
Exons: 3
Coding region: 493-1221 (242 amino acids)
Source: RefSeq, a predicted model, not a curated record